GAAAGUAAUAUUUGAUACAAUAGUAGAACUCUCUAAAGAAAUGGAGUUGUUAACUGCUCAUACUGGAAAAUCAAGCCUUGCAGUGUAACAUUUUAAACAAGCAAUUUGUAACCUAGCAAAAGCCUACAUGGUUGAAGCAAAAUGGUGCCACAAGGGUUACAUUCCAACAUAUGAUGAAUAUAAAGCUAAUGGAAUCUUAACAUCUUGUUGUCCUCUAUUGUUCACAUCAAUGAUAUGUCUUGGAGAAUUUGCAACAAAGGAUGUGUUGGAUUGGAUUUUUAGUGAUCCAAAAAUCCUUCAAGCUUCAUCAAUUAUUGGCAGAGUCAUGGAUGACAUGGCCUCACAUAAGUUUGAGCAACAAAGAGUACAUGUCGCCUCAUCGGUGGAAUGUUGCAUGAACCAAUAUGGAAUUUCAGAAGUAGAAGCCUAUAAGCUUAUUCGCAAGGACAUUGAAGAUUGUUGGAAGGUUAUAAAUGAAGAGUACUUCAAUUCCUACAAUAUCCCCAAAUCUGUGCUUGAUUGUGUAGCUAAUUUUGCACGUAUGUCAGAGUUUUCAUAUGAAAAUCGUCAGGAUAAAUUCACAAAUGGAGAAUUAUUAAAAGAUGAUGUUUCUUCUCUACUUUUGAAUCCUAUUAGCCUCGAAGAAUGCAAGUAGAAGAAGCUGUCUCACAUAUAAGAGGAGCACAUCUUGUUUUAACUUUAGGACGUACUAUCAUAGUGCAAUAUGCACUAGCUAGCAUAAAUAAAAUGGCAUUGUGGGUGUGAAAGUCGAUCGAUUCAUCCUACAUGAAAUGCUCAAUGUGUAAGUUGUGGUAAAUAAUGUUGUUUGUAGUCGUGUGUGGAAUCAUUUGCUAAUAAAAUUUGUGCUUGUUAAUUUUUUUAUCGCUA
Molecule: messenger RNA, 888 nt
Organism: Cajanus cajan (pigeon pea)
Lineage: Eukaryota; Viridiplantae; Streptophyta; Magnoliopsida; Fabales; Fabaceae
Source: RefSeq, a predicted model, not a curated record